AGUACACGGUCACGCACGGUGUGUCGUUUAUGAUUCUGGUUUCCUUCCUAGGCUGUGGCUGUGACUUUAUUAUUGUUGGUAGUUGUCAGACUAGAAAUAUGUGGGAGUGGCAAACCUAAGUGUCGGUGUUGUCUACAAUGAGUAUCAAAAGUUUAACUAGUUGUUUGUUCUUAGUUUUAACUCAUACAAGUGUAGUUUUAUGUUUUAAUUUAGAAACUAGGUUGCCUGUGAUAAAACGAGGAACAGAAGGUUCGUAUUUCGGCUAUUCCGUCGCUGAGCACCAGUCUAUAAAUGAAGAAAAACGACAAGUAGAACACAGUUGGCUGCUGGUCGGUGCGCCUCUGGACCAGAAUCUUCAGCCUGGAACCAACAGGUCAGGAGCGCUGUGGAGAUGUCCUCUCACCACCAGAACAGACGACUGCGAACAGGUGGUAACUGAUGGGAAAAGAAAAGAGGCAGAUGAUGGCGAUUAUGAUCCUUCAAUUGACUCUGAUAACUUGAUGCCACCAAUGAAAGAUGAGAUCAAAGACAACCAAUGGUUGGGAGUGACUGUGAGGAGUCAGAAGCCUGGAGGGAAAGUCAUUGUGUGUGCCCACCGCUACAUACGCAAGGGUGAAGACUUCCAAUAUGGCCAGGGACUGUGCUACACGCUCACACAGAGACUGGACUUUGAUGAAAGCUGGGAGCCUUGCAAAGGCAGACCUGUCCAAUUAGCUCAUGAGCAGUAUGGCUACUGCCAGGCAGGCACCAGUGGGCUGCUUUUGUCGGAUGACUCGGCCCUCAUCGGCACCCCGGGACCCUACACUUGGCGGGGAACUGUGUUUGUCUUCAAUGUGUCCGAAGACUACCUCAAUAGGGACAAAAACUUCUAUUACGGCCCUGUCCUGGAAAAUGAUGCACCUGUAGACAAGUACAGCUACCUAGGGAUGUCAGUGACGGCCGGCCACUUCCUAUCUGAUGAUGAGAUGGUGUAUGCGGCUGGAGCACCCAGGUCUAAAGGCACUGGCGAGGUUGUAUUGUACACCAAGAAGUCUUCCACCAUCCAGACACUCAUGAACGUGCGACAGAUCAUCAGCGGGGAACAGUUCGCAUCCAGCUUUGGCUACGAGGUAGCUACAGCUGAUGUCAAUGGAGACAAACUUCCUGAUCUACUGGUUGGAGCCCCUUUCUACUUCACCAGAGAGCUCGGUGGAGCUGUCUAUAUUUAUAUGAAUGUUGACCAUUGUCUCAACUGUACCCAACCUCUCAAGCUGACUGGGAAGACAGAGUCAAGAUUCGGAUUUGCUAUAGCUAACCUAGGUGACCUCAACAAGGAUGGGUUUGAAGAUGUUGCGAUUGGUGCUCCUUACGAAGGCAGUGGAACUGUCUACAUUCACCUCGGGUCUAAAGAUGGCCUGAUCUUGGAACCAUCACAGGUAAUCCGUGGAGAAAGUUUCCAAGGUGUGACUACACUGGGCCACUCCCUGUCUGGUGGUAUGGACCUGGACACCAACGGAUACCCUGACCUGCUGAUGGGAGCUUACGAGAGUGACAGCGUAGUCCUAGUGAGGGCGAGACCCAUUGUUGACCUACGCACUAAGGUGGAGCCAGUGGACGACAUCACCAAGAUUGACCCCAACUCACACGGCUGUACUAUGGACCCAGACUCUGAAUAUACUUGUUUCUCGUUUGAAUCGUGUGUGGAGCUGGAGUCGCAGGUGAUGGUGGAAGGGCGGCCGGUGAGUGGAGAGGUAGAGCUUAUGUACAAGGUGGAGGCCGACCACAACCGCAAGUUUCCCCGGGUGUGGCUCAAUAACCCGGAGGACCCUGAUGCGCGAGCCUCUACCAUGAGGCUGGGUGUGUUGUUAACACUUGACGAUAGGACUGGGAGACUGCGUCACUGCCAGGCACACACUGUGUACAUCAAGGAGAACACUCGAGACAUCCAGUCUCCGAUAGCAUUCAAACGCAGCUAUUCGCUGGAACAGAAGGAGCCGCAGAUGCCGAGGGAAGGAGAGCCUCUACCGUCCAUUGACCACCUGCCAAUACUGAACCAACAGGAGGCAGACCAAGUGUUUAAUGUGCACUUCCUGAAGGACUGCGGAGACAACAACGUCUGUGAGAGUCAGCUGUUCAUAGAAGCUGAGCUGUUGCUGCCUACCACUGGAGAGUCCAAGUCAUCAUGGGAGUUGAUGCUUGGCCAACAUGCGGAAGUGGCUGUCAACAUCACAGCUUACAACUUGCGAGAGAGCGCUUACGAGGCCCAGCUCUUCAUUUCCCACUCCUCCAGCCUCAGCUACAUCGGCCGCUCAAAGUCCAAGGAAAAAAUACUAAAGUUCUGGCCAGGAUGGUUAGGUCAGGGCAAGCAGCUGACUUGUCAUCCAUUCAACUCAACCCUUGUAGCUUGUAGUCUUGGCAACCCACUGUCCUCAGACCAUCCUCCUGUACAUCUGCAGCUCAGGUUUGACCCCAAGGAUCUGCCCGACUCACAGUCCAGGCUGGAGUUCAUAGUGUUUGCCAACUCCACCAGUGUAGAGGAGGAUCCCCAGGGCCCUCUCACUCUCGCAGCUACUGUGGUCAAGAGGGCGGAACUAUCUCUCAAGGGAUUGGCCCGGCCAGAGCAGGUGCUGUAUGGUGGCCAAGUGAAGGGAGAGUCUGCCAUGGUGUACAAGGAUGAGGUCGGCUCACGAGUGUUACACACAUACCAGGUGUACAACCAGGGACCUUGGAGAGUGUCUAACUUGGAGAUACACAUAGAGUGGCCAUAUCAGGUAGCGAACAACAAACCACUGGGUAAAUGGCUGCUAUACAUGGAAGAGGAGCCGUAUAUUGAAGCUCUGAGUGGAGGCCAGUGCUACAUGGCUCCUAACCAAGUGAACCCUCUACAGCUAGUGUCUAGGCCCGGGCUGCUAGAGGCCCCUCUAGAGCCCCUCACCCCUACAUCCGGGCCUCUGUACAACACUACUGAGGGUGGUACUGAUGGCGCUAUCAGGGUGCGGAGAAGGAGGGAUGCUGAGAUGGUCGUUCGCAGUGAAACUUACACAGACAAGGACGGCCGAAAACACAAAGUGGUCAAUAUGAACUGCUUGCUGGGAACAGCCAAAUGCUUCAAGUUCAGCUGUGUUGUUCACAGUUUGCAGCAGAAUCAAGAAGCCACGAUAUUCAUCAGAGCUAGGUUGUGGAACUCCACCCUAGUGUCAGACUACCCUCGGGUGGAUCAAGUCUCCAUCUCAUCUCGUGCCAAGAUACACAUUCCCCCCUCCCUUAUCAUACAUCAGGACACAAGCGAUGAUGUGGCGACAGUGGAGACGGUGUGUAAGGUAGAUCUGCUAGAGCAGCAAGCGGCAGAGCCUGUUCCUUGGUGGAUUAUCAUUGUAGCCAUCGUCGUCGGACUGCUUGUUCUUAUUCUGCUCACUUUGUUGCUGUGGAAGCUCGGAUUCUUCAAGCGGCGACGACCAGACCCAACAUUAUCUGGAAACCUGGAGAAACACCGAAUUGACGAUCACGACUAUUAGAAUUAGUUACAACUAUUGUCCGACCAACUCGGUGACUGAUAGCUUCUCGUAUAAGUACCGAGUCAGAGUCAACGUAAUGUCUCUUAGGCUAGCGAGGAAUCAUUCAGAGUUAUCUACCUGACAGAGAUUAGAAUCUUAAUUUUAAAUAAGUACCUACUUUAUGUAUUUACUACCUUUAAAUGUGAUUUAUUUCUGUACAAGCAUUUUUAUUAACUGACAUUUUUUAGCCAAAUUUAAUGUAAGUUUAAGUUUGUUUUCUGUCCAAUGUUUAAAAUUGAUUUGAUUAGUGUUAUUUUUUCAUUGAGUAAUGAAACUGAAGGACUGAAAUUAUCAUAUACCCUCCAUGAAUUCAGGGGCCUUGAUGGUAAUUGCUUAUAUCAAUUUAAUUAAAGUUUUUUUGCAAAGUUGUAGAACAACACGUUUAUAUAAAAUUAUAUUUUUAUUUUUAUACUUAACAAUGUCUCAAAUUUUACUUGAAGCAGAUUUGAAGUUAAUUUGAUGCAUAACAUGUUUGCCGAAUUUAUUUUGUUAAUUUUAAUAUAUACUUUUACAUUACAAAAAUGUAUACCAUUUAACUUUAGAUCGUUUAGUAGAUUUUAUUUUAGUAUUAUUUGGAAAUUUACAGAAAACACACACCUUAUUACAAACUGAAACACAAGGUUUAUGAAAAUGACACUAUUACAAGAAUGGUGUGACGAAGCCUUAUAAUAGUAAUGAACAUUAUUUUUGUAGGCCUACGCAAUAUUUUAUUUUAAAAUUUUUUGUUCAGCUUUAAUCUAGGUAUACUGAUUGUAUAUUGCACAGUUAAAAAAUAGUGUGCUAACAUUUUUGGCUGAAUCACGGUGCUAUUGUAAAAAUAACAGUCUAUUUAUAAUAAAAUAUUCAUAUAUUUUGGGUUCUUUACGCUGCUGGGUUUGGUUUAAAAAAGCUUAAUUUUCUUCUCUGGUUUAGGAACAUCUGUCGCUUAAAUCAUAAUAAUUUUAAAUGAUAGUCUAAUUAUUGUGUCUUUUAGAAGUGCUCUUGUCAAGUAGGUAGUAACUGAUUUAUAUGUUUGACGUUGUAGAUAAAUUUAUAUUUGUUGAACAUUUUAUGUAAAUAUUGUUUAUUUUUACUUAUAGUUGGCACAUUGUGUUAUAUCUUGAUGAAUGAACUGAAUUUACAGGAUUUUUUGUAUUGUAAGAAUCAAAGCUGUAUAUUGAUACUUUUAUUGUAUUUUUAAGUAAGGUAUUAUUUAAGUUAAACUUAAGUCUAAUAAUGGUUGACUAUGUACAUGCCAGGAAGUUGCUCGACAAUUUGUGGACCCAGAGGUUGUCAAGUUAACCAGAACGUGGAAAUACCUAAUUGGUUGUUUUAAUAAAUUAAAACACAACAGACAAAUUUGUACAUAUAAAUUUAUUAUUUAUAUGAGAAUUUUUACAUCUUGAGUAAACAAUCUUCCUAAAAACAAGGGUCCUUGAAAAGGUCAAGACAAAGAUUAAGACAAAUCCAGCUAGUUGUGUGGACUGUCAGAUGUUGAUUGUCGAGUUAAACACUGUCAAUUUAGUUACGUUUUACUCUACCUACCAGUCUUAAGUGGCAGCAUACAUGGUAUUUUGCUAUGAAUUUACUUUCAUAAUUUGUUGUCCUCAAUUCUGCUGCAAGGUAGUUUUGCAACCUUAAAAAGUACACAUUUUGUAAAAUUUUUACUUGAGUUGUGUACAUAGUCAAUGCUCGUGGUUUAGAUUAAUUAGUAGUUAAGUAAAAUCCUGAAAGGUUUGAAACAUUUAUCGAGUAUACUUCCAACAAUAGUGAUAUCAUAGAUUUAAAAAUAUAAUUCAGUGGUUAAUUAAUUCCUGUUUAUUUCAUUUUUAACAACAAACAAAAUGUUGAUAUAGAGCAAGCUUUAAAGAUAUUAUACAUAUUUUUAGUAUAAUUGUCAAUUUCAUGAAUAUUCCAAAAUGUUAGGUUACUAAUAUAGUCAGUUACAAAAUAUGAUGUUGUAAAUCUUAAGACAUUUUGUUUUUAUUCAGAAAAAAUCUGCAAUUCAUUAAACAAAUCAAAUAUAAACUUUGUCACAAGUGUGAAGAAUUUCUGUGAUGGCAAAAUAUGAACACUGCCUUUUUAACUUAAGAAUAUUUCUCUGUAAUACAGUUUAUUUUCCUAUACAAUGUAAGUUUAGUUUUAGGGCCUACUGUACUUUUUGAGUAUAUGUAUAUUUUUAAUAAUGUUAACUGGUUAACUCUACUUUUUAUGUUCAAUUAUUUUCAUCUUUAUAAAUAAACAAAGUCAAAUUUGUCAAUCCCUUAAACAGUUUAUGUUGAUAUAAAUUAUUUUUAGCGAUGACUAGUCACCAUUUACGAAUAAUGUUUAACACCUUGAUUGUGGUGGUAUAGUCAAUUAAAAUGUUUUUGAAAUUACUUUGUUUUAAAGUAUUAACUCAUAUUUAUUCAUUUUCUUUUACUUGUUCAGCUAGAACAUUUUAAAUAUGAUAGCCAUAUAUCUGUAUCAAAUACAGAAAUAUACAAAGUUUUAUAAUUGUAUUUUUUGAAUGGCGUUUAUAGUUAGGCUAUUUCUACUGGUAUUUAUGAAAUAAAAGUUACAUUUGAGAUAA
Messenger RNA from Macrosteles quadrilineatus (aster leafhopper), 6084 nucleotides. RefSeq names its product integrin alpha-PS1-like. Gene Ontology annotation, cellular component: external side of plasma membrane; integrin complex. The record is from RefSeq and is a predicted model, not a curated record. Gene Ontology annotation, molecular function: integrin binding. Lineage: Eukaryota; Metazoa; Arthropoda; Insecta; Hemiptera; Cicadellidae. The transcript is spliced from 23 exons. Bases 138 to 3494 code for a protein of 1118 amino acids. Gene Ontology annotation, biological process: integrin-mediated signaling pathway; cell-matrix adhesion; cell-cell adhesion.